Messenger RNA from Vanrija pseudolonga, 1146 nucleotides. It is a transcript of the gene srp72, whose product is annotated as Signal recognition particle subunit SRP72. Gene Ontology annotation, biological process: SRP-dependent cotranslational protein targeting to membrane. Bases 66 to 1082 code for a protein of 338 amino acids. Gene Ontology annotation, cellular component: signal recognition particle, endoplasmic reticulum targeting. Lineage: Eukaryota; Fungi; Basidiomycota; Tremellomycetes; Trichosporonales; Trichosporonaceae. Gene Ontology annotation, molecular function: 7S RNA binding; ribosome binding; protein binding. The record is from RefSeq and is a predicted model, not a curated record. The transcript has 5 exons.
CGCAGUCGACAUCGCGACAUUGUCGUCCUCGUCAUCUCUUUCCAUUUCGGCCGCGACUCGGCACCAUGCCCGCACCCAAGACCAAGGCACCCGCCGCCCCCGCAGCUGCAGCGGGCAAGCGUAGCAAGGUGUUCACGCCCCGCCCGCCGCUGUCUGCCGCCGAGCGCCUCCCCAAGCUCUACCGCGCGCUCACGGACCAAGUCAACGACGGGUAUUUUGACAACGCCAAGCAGACGUGCAAGAAGAUCCUCACCCUCGACCCGUCGUCCGCGUCGGCGUUCCAGACCCUUCUCUUCCUCCACCUCCACACGGACGACUAUGCCGCUGCCCUCGAGCUGGUCACCAAGCCGCCGUCGCCGUCGCCCCCACCCCUCGAGUUUGAGCGCGCGUACUGCCUCUACCGUCUCAACCGCGAGCGUGAGGCGCUCGACGCGCUUGUCGCCAUCCCCAACCACAGUCGCAGGGAGAACCAUCUCGAGGCGCAGGUCCGCUACCGUCUUGGCGAGUUUGAGGCCGCGCAGAAGAUCUACAAUGACCUCCUGACUGGUCUCUCUACCAGCUCGACCGAGUACGAGGACAUCCGCACCAACCAGGCUGCGGCUGCUACCCAGCUCGACUUUGUCACGCGCGAGUACCAUGCCCAGCUUUCAGCUCCCGCCAUCGAGUCGCCCGCGUCGGGCAUCAAGGCGUACACGCCUACGGCUGCCGACCUCGAGAGCCACGUCCCGACCGUGCCGGCUGGCUGGUCGCGUGGCGGCGUCAAGCCGGGCGACAAGCCCCCCGCGCCGACCCCGGCACCGGUUGCGUCGUCAUCGGCGGCACCCAAGCAGCGCACCAAUCCCCGCCACAAGCUGCCCAAGGGCGCCGUGGCGGGCAAGGCAUUCACGCAGGACCCCGACCGCUGGCUCCCGCUCCGCCAGCGCGCGUCAUACGCCGCGCCCGUCGUCAAGAAGAAGGGAGGAAAGGAGCAGACUGGUCUUGGGACGCAGGGCAGCUCGGCGCCUGCCGCCGACAACCACCAUGGUGGCGGCGGCAAGGGCGGUGGCGGCGGCGGCAACAAGAAGAAGGGGAAGAAGAAGUAGGCGUGGUGUGUGCUGUACUAGAGCGUACCACGGUGGCUCAUGGCCCAUCUUGCAUGCAUCUGGC